AUGUCAGAGAUUAGACUUACGUCAAAUCCAACUGGUUCUGUAGUUGUUCAAGGUGUUUACAUUGAAAUUCACAUUGAGAUUGACAUUCAUGUUCAUAUUAACGUUGACAUUGACGUUGACAUUCAAAUUUACGUUGAAUUUCACAUUAACGUUGAUGUUCACAUUAACGUUUAUGUUGACGUUGACGUUUACGGUCACAUUGAUAUUGAUGUUCAUGUUUAUAUUGACAUUGACAUUAACAUUGAUGUUCACAUUAACAUUCACAUUAAUGUUGAAGUUUACGUACACAUUGAUGUUCAUGUUUACAUUCAUUUUCACGCUCACACUGAUGUACACGUUAACGUUCACGCUGAUGUUUACAUUCACGUUGAUGUUAACAUUGAUGUUGACAUUCAGGUUGAUGGGGACAUUGACAUUGACGUUCACGCAGAUGUUUACUUUGACAUUUCUUCUUACAUUUAUGUUGAUGUUGAUGCUCAUAUUUACAUUCACUUUAAUGUUCACCUUCACGUUGAUAUUAACAUUAACAUUGAUGUACACAUUGACAUGCACGUUUUUAUUAAGAUUGACGAUGUUGAUGUUAACGUUCCGGUGUAUGUUGAUGUUCGCGUUGAUGUUGACAUUCACGUUGACGUAGACGUUAACAUCUACGUUAAUGUUGACGUUGAUGCGUACGUUUAUGGUCAUAUUGACAUUGACAUUCACGUUUACGUUUGCAUUGACGUGCAUGUUUACGUUUACUUUCACGUUCACACUGACCUUCAUGUUGAUGUUUACAAUUACGUUGAUCAUGACGUUCAUGUUUACGUUAAUGUUAACAUUGACUUUCACAUUCACGUUGAUGUUGACGUUGGCAUUGACAUAUACAGUGAUGUUCACUUUGACGUUUAA
Molecule: messenger RNA, 891 nt
Organism: Solanum pennellii
Lineage: Eukaryota; Viridiplantae; Streptophyta; Magnoliopsida; Solanales; Solanaceae
Exons: 5
Coding region: 1-891 (296 amino acids)
Source: RefSeq, a predicted model, not a curated record